GUGCCGGAUAAGCUGACAAAGAAGUCGGAUUGUUUAGUUGAAGAAGCAUCAUGCUUCGUCAUGCUCACGGCACAUAACUGUGUAAUGGACAAGUCUGGGUGUCCUAUCAACGGUUGCCAUUGUGUUGAUGCGGGCCUGGUCAUGAAUCACAAAAUGGCAUGAGAUGGGAGGAAAGAGCUGAUACUUAAGAAUAUUGGUAACGUAUUGCUGAGACAAGCAAACACAGAGAGGUUGCUUGGUUGAGGUGUGUGGAAACACCAUACAUACGUCAACUCCGCGACAGAUCCAGUCAGACAAUUGAGUUGCGUAGCAUGGCCCCGAAAGCACGGAAACGAUUCGACCGCUUGCGCCUGAAGCAAUUGACCCGGGCGAGAAGAUUUGAUGGGCUCAGUGUCAGUUCAAAAAGACUCCAUAAGUGUAAAUAGGUAAGGUAGGCAAAAUUUAGGCAAAAUAGAAGUUAUUUAGGUAGGUAGGUGUAGUUAGUAGUUUGUGAUGAGUCCGGAGAUAGAAUCGCCGCUGGGUGGUACAUCUGUGCUAUGCUACGCAAGACGAACAGACAGCUACCUACCUCCUUAUUUAUCUACCUGUGCAUACCUAUGAGUGAUGCCCUCGCAAGGACAUCACACAUAAUAGUACACAUCCAUGACUAUAACCAAUUCAAAGUUCAUCAUCAUGACUUCCUGAUCACCGGAUCCAGUCAAGACAUUGUUAGGUGAAUACCUCCACGUCAAGACGGACCUAUGUACACUCUUUUAUCCACCCACUCUUUUUUUAGGGACUUUUACUUCUGGAUUUUAGGGAGCCGACUGCAUCAUAGCCCCAUCGCUCACGCAGGGAUCCCACCUAUCGAUGAAGGUGGAUGGAUUUGGAUUGUUACCUUAGCUUCCCCAGCUGCUGUGCUCAGGUCUGCGGCGGGCAUUGGACGCUCCCGUCGUCAUAAAACCUUCCUGGCCAGGCCCCAAAACCUCGUCACCUUUUCCGUUUCCAUUUCCAUCUUCCAGAUCUCUCUCAUACUUCCUCCACUGUCCCCUUUGUCUUGUACAGCUCAUCCUCAUUCCCUUCUGUGUUGUAUCUCGUUCCCCAGUCCAUACUUGAACCUCAACAAUGGAUCCAUGCAUGGAGCUCAAGCAGAACACGACAAUCGUCGUGCUCGGCGCUUCUGGUGAUCUGGCGAAAAAGAAGACGUACCCUGCGCUUUUCGGUCUUUAUCGAAACCAGUUCCUGCCCAAGGAUGUCAAGAUUGUCGGAUAUGCCCGCACCAAGAUGGAUCACGAUGAAUACAUUCGACGCAUCAAGUCAUACAUAAAGACACCGACAAAGGAGACUGAGCAGCAACUCGAAGAGUUCGCCGGGCUUUGCACCUACGUCUCCGGUCAGUACGACAAGGAUGAGUCGUUCCAGGGUUUGGAGCAGCACCUCCAGGAGGUUGAGCAGGGCCGCCCCGAGAACCACCGUCUUUUCUACAUGGCGCUGCCCCCCAGUGUCUUCACCAUUGUUUCACAGCAUCUGAAGAAGAUUUGCUACCCCAAGAACGGUGUCGCGCGUGUGAUUGUUGAGAAGCCCUUUGGCAAGGAUCUUGCCAGCUCCCGAGAGCUUCAAAAGUCACUCGAGCCUGAUUGGAACGAGCAGGAGCUGUUCCGAAUUGACCACUACCUUGGCAAGGAGAUGGUCAAGAACAUUCUGAUUCUCAGAUUUGGCAACUCUUUCCUCGGCGCUACAUGGAACCGACACCACAUCGACAACGUCCAGAUCACCUUCAAGGAGCCCUUUGGUACCGAGGGUCGCGGUGGUUACUUUGAUGAGUUCGGUAUCGUUCGUGAUGUCAUGCAGAACCAUCUCCUCCAGGUCCUUACUCUGUUGGCUAUGGAGAGGCCCAUCUCUUUCAACGCCGAGGACAUCCGCGAUGAAAAGGUUCGCGUUCUCCGUGCCAUUCCAGCCAUUGAACCCAAGAACGUCAUCAUUGGUCAGUACGGCAAGUCUCUUGACGGUAGUAAGCCCGCCUACCGUGAGGACGACACUGUCCCCAAGGACUCGAGAUGCCCUACGUUCUGUGCACUCGUUGCUUACAUCAAGAACGAGCGCUGGGACGGCGUGCCUUUCAUUAUGAAGGCCGGAAAGGCUCUCAAUGAGCAGAAGACCGAGAUUCGAAUCCAGUUCAAGGACGUCACAUCGGGUAUCUUUAAGGACAUUCCCCGAAACGAGCUUGUUAUGCGCAUUCAGCCCAAUGAGAGUGUCUAUAUCAAGAUGAACUCUAAGCUGCCUGGUCUCAGCAUGCAAACUGUUGUUACCGAGCUGGAUCUCACCUACCGACGACGAUUCUCCGACCUCAAAAUCCCUGAGGCAUACGAGUCGCUUGUCCUUGACUGCUUGAAGGGUGACCAGUCCAACUUUGUCCGUGACGACGAGCUCGACGCCAGUUGGCGCAUCUUCACCCCUCUCCUCCACUAUCUUGAUGACAACAAGGAGAUUAUUCCCAUGGAAUACCCUUACGGUUCUCGUGGCCCUGCCGUUCUGGACGACUUCACCUCCUCUUACGGUUAUAAGUUCAGCGACGCUGCUGGUUACCAGUGGCCAACAACCAAUGCUGCUGCUCCUAACAAGUUGUAAGUUUGAUAACUUGCAUCCUCUAAUAACGCCUCCCCGACAAUGACAGAGUCACGACCGAUUUCGGACAAUGAUAUCCAAGCCUGGCGAGGCAACAAAACACCAAUCAAUGAUUCACUUUAUAUAAAAAAACGAUGGAAACUGUUGUCGUAACUUUUGCGACAUAAUGAUGGGCAUUUGCUUCUGGGAACUUUUUUUUAGAUGCGUUCACAUUGGGAGAUUGGCUCGUGGCUUACGAAUCGCUCAAUCAAAUGAAAAUUUCUAUUUCAAUCUUGAAUUGAUGAUUCCUAGUUUGGGAUAGGGAUAACUUCGUCGCUGUGAUACCAAGGCUCUUUAUAUGCCCCCUUGCCAAUACUUAUAGGCUGUGGUUUCGGGUCGUCGACGCCACAGAUAGAUGUUCAGAGACCAAAGGGUUGAAAGACAUGGUUAGCUUGCAUAAAGACAUCAUUGAUAUUACGGAGGCGCAUCAAUGCCAAUGCAUGCCUUCUCACCAUUAUUUUUUCAAGAUAACGAAAAACAUAUUGUAUGUGCCAAAUAAACUAAGCACAAAAUCUACCUUGCGAUUGAAGCGCUGCUUAUUUUUCAAACUGAUGAUGGUAAAUUUAAUGAAUCCGUGCACAACUGAUUAUGC
Molecule: messenger RNA, 3235 nt
Organism: Fusarium verticillioides 7600
Lineage: Eukaryota; Fungi; Ascomycota; Sordariomycetes; Hypocreales; Nectriaceae
Product: glucose-6-phosphate 1-dehydrogenase
Exons: 7
Coding region: 1105-2607 (500 amino acids)
Biological process (GO): pentose-phosphate shunt, oxidative branch; glucose metabolic process
Cellular component (GO): cytosol
Molecular function (GO): NADP binding; glucose-6-phosphate dehydrogenase activity
Source: RefSeq, a predicted model, not a curated record